AUUCAUUCAUUCGAGUUCAUUUCUGAUUUCAUUCACAAAAAGAAAAACCUCGGGGAAUUUCGUGUUUCGAUAAUGAUUUUUGUUAUAAAGUUACUCGUAUUAAUUAGCUAGACAACAAAUUAACAGUUUAAAAUGGUUACUAUAAUAAAGAACCAGUUGCUGAAACAUUUAUCAAGGUUUACAAAAAACCUAAAUCCGGAACAAAUAUCUCUGUCCGCUCUACGCGGUUCCGGAGAGCUCCACGACUUGACUCUUGAUGAGGACCUGCUGACGGACCUGCUCGAGCUGCCAGGAUGGGUGCGACUCACCUCGGCCCGGUGCAACCGGGCUACGUUCAGGAUACAGUGGACCAAACUGAAGACUGUUCCUAUAGUGCUGAAUCUAGACGAGGUACACAUAGCACUAGAAGUGUGCCAGGAGCCUCGGGUCGUGAACCCCACCGCCACGGGAUCUAUGCCCGCUCCGGGCAAAUACAGCUACAUACACAAGGUCAUAGACGGAAUCUCGGUGGCUGUGAAUCAAGUGCAAAUAGACUUCAAUUGUGAUGCGUUCACCAGUAGUGUUCAGAUUUCAAGAGUGACCGUGGAGUCCCGGACGCCCGAGGGCCGGAAGGGAGACCUAAGACUGACUAGGAUCAAAUCGCCCGACACUGGACAGCUGCUUAUAUUUAAGGAGCUAGAAUGGCAGAGCGCGCGCAUAGAAGCCAAGGCGCACGGCGCAGCCGCGGCCAACUUGCCGCCCCUGAGACUGCUGCUAGGCAACACGCACUGCCGGAUCGUCAUCAAAAAACGACUCUCGGACUGCGCCGUGAUCGGAUCCCGACUGGCGAUCCGACCAGAGCCUUUAGCGUGGGCGCUAACAGACGGCCAGCUGCGCGCCGCACUAGCUUGCGCCGCGGCGCUGGCUGAGCCUGUUAGAAGAGCCACAGCCGCUGCCACGCGUGCCAAGGCUCUCAGGAAGCCAAGGCUCUUAGAAAAGUAUGUAGAUGACUGCGCCGUGAUCGGCUCCCGUCUGGCGAUCCGUCCGGAGCCGUUAGCGUGGGCGCUAACGGACGGACAGCUGCGCGCCGCACUAGCUUGCGCCGCGGCGCUGGCUGAGCCGGUCAGGAGAGCCACGGCCGCUGCUACCCGCGCCAAGGCCCUCAGGAAGAUCGAAGAGCCCCGGGAGCAAAUCCAAAGCCGACCGCCGAGUGGCGACCGUGACAUACUCGCGCGAAUGUUCGCCAAACACGACGUGCGUGAGACUUCGUACCAUCUGCUCGCGCCGCGGAUCGACCUGCACUUGUGUGAUGACCCUGGCUUGGGGCGUUCAGAAAAGCCAUCGCUAGCGAACGGAGGUGCCUUACAAGUGACGCUUGUGAGCAUGCAGGCGGACCUCUUCCCCUACCACAAGGCGGCGGACGACCGGCGUCAUUGGCGCGGCUACCGGGAAGCAGCAACACCACACAGUCAGUGGUUGUCGCAAGCCCUGUCUUCGUUCUGCACGACGCUACUCGACGCGUUGGAUCCUAGACCGCUCACUCCUAGUAAUAAGGCGAGUCAAGCUGAGAAGUCAGAAGAGCCUCUGUCAAACGGGAUCAACCACAGGCCGAGCCAGACCGCCAGCCAGCAAAGCUCUACUGCUCCGUCCACUAACAUCUCCUCACAAGCAUCUCCAACAAGGACCAGGAUUCUACAACAGCUGGGGAAGCUCAUGACCACGUGCCUCGUACUUAGGAUAGACGACUUCACUGUUUAUAAGGUUUCGACCGGGUCCAAGUCCCGGGAAGCGCCGCGGCCGCUAGUGAGCGCUGAGAAAGCUACUUUACCGGGUGACGCGGGACUACUACACGCGGAGCUGACGUUCUUCUACUAUCCUGGCGAUGUCUGCUUCCCUUUGCCAGCUCCAAAGCUAUACGUCCAGCUAAGUCCAGUCCGUAUAUCCGUGGACGUAGCCAGCGUGGUCUGGCUCGGAGCCUUCCUGCCGCACGUGGCUCAGGCGUUACAACAGGCGGCAGACGAACAGGAAACCCCUGCGUAUAUGGACGUCAGGACCGAAGCCAUCAUGCCCAAGCUAAGUCCAGUCCGCAUAUCCGUGGACGUAGCCAGCGUGGUCUGGCUCGGAGCCUUCCUGCCGCACGUGGCUCAGGCGUUACAACAGGCGGCAGACGAGCAGGAAACCCCGGCGUAUAUGGACGUCAGGACCGAAGCCAUCAUGCCCAAGCCAAACGACAUCCACUUCUGGACAAAAGCUUCCCCCAAGGAUUUCCAUAACGACCUGUCCGGACUAGCAGGACGCUCCUGCGUAUAUGGACUGGAUGUGACUAAUGUAGUGUCGCUCGGAGCCUUUCUACCGCACGUGGCUCAAGCAUUACAACAGGCGGCAGACGAACAGGAAACCCCUGCGUAUAUGGACGUCAGGACCGAAGCCAUCAUGCCCAAGAUAGUGCUAGAAGCCGGCCCCGAGCAUAUCUCGCAGCAGCGCGACCGGCCCAAGGAACUACACGUCUGCACCGCGCGCGCAACGCUCACGAACGUUCGCGAAUCGCCGAGAUGGCUCAGUCAUAAGGUUGCUAUUGGCCAGCCCGAGAAUAUCUCGCAGCAGCGCGACCGGCCCAAGGAACUACACGUGUGCACCGCGCGAGCAACGCUCACAAACGUUCGCGAAUCGCCGAGAGCCAACACGGCGGGCACCCGCGCCGACUUGGCCGCCAUCUUGGCAGCGCUGCAGCGGUCGGCGCCUGCGCGCGGCCAGUUUCCCUGCUCGGCUGAUGACGUCGACCCUAUACACGAGCAGUUCAUACUUCAUGCUGACAAUCUUGACGACCUAGAACGCGGCACAGCCAUAACUCCAGAGAUGCUAUGGAAAGAGAACCGAUCGAUAUGGUGCUUGCGGGUCGAACCAUUAUGGGCGGACUUCUGCGGCGCGAGGGCUACUAACUAUAAACCGGCGCCGUUGCUAGACGCCACGCCACUGUCGGCUUGGGAGGACAGAUCAUUAUACUGCUUGCGGGUCGAGCCUCUAUGGGCGGACUUCUGCGGCGCGAGGGCUACUAACUACAAACCGGCGCCGUUGCUUGACGCCACGCCACUGUCGGCUUGGCUAUGUUUCGACGAGGGUUUCUCCAAGAUCUACUGCGUGGCUCGCACGUGCGGCCUGGCCGGGCUUCAGCUCAACCACUACCAGAUGCUAUUCCUACUGCGACAGCUGGAGCGAGUGUCAGAAAUGGCCGCCUGGUUAGCGCACGACGCGGAAAGGCAACCUCAAGCAGAGACUGGAGCAAUAGUGCUGGGUCUGGUGGUGCCAGCAGUAGAACUGACUUUGGUGCUGCCGUCAAGUUGUCCAGGCCAAGAGUCCUCCAGAGAUCUGGACAGUGUUCCGCUGGACUCCUCCAGUUUACAGGACUUGAAGAUGGGUUCGGAAGCGACAAUGGCGCCGUCUAUGCUAGACCGUGACAGUGGAGUGUUAGCCACCACAGCUUCGGUCGAGGUGUACUCAGCGCAGCCGCUGCCUGCCGAGGAGGUGCCGCCUCCCAGCCCUGGACUGAGCUUUGGAGGCUUUUCGUCUAUGCGUCGCGGGCUGACGUCACUAGUGACGUCGAUAGACAGCGCGCUGACCCGCGACGACGCUCGAAGCGACGCCGCCUCCACAGCCAGUUCUGACAGCGAGCGAUACGUCGUGGUCGGACUAGCGGCUGAGUCGCCUGAUGACGCUGACGUCGCUUUCAGAGAGUUCGAGCACGGUCGCUCGUCCAGCGGUGUAGAAGUGGCGGCUGAGGUGGUGGAACGCUCAUCCUCCCCCAGCGACCAUUCCGUCACCAGCUCCUGUAGGAGACGAGACGUGAUAUCGACCUGCACAUGGCGCCUCAACAACAUCCAUUUAGUCCACCAAAGCGUCGGCGGACGAUCUUGCCUCCGCUUUGCGGCGGAUGACCUCCGCACGGAUGAAUGCGCCGCCAUACCCUGGGAUGAGUUCCAGAACAAGUUCUCGAUGCGAGCGCGCGCGUGGUCGGAGCCCGCGCUGGGCUGCGACGAGCUCGGCGCCAGGGGCACGCCCAACGUGGCCGCGAGGAUGGCGCGCACGCAGCUGCCGAGGGCUCAGGAACAGGGUGAAACCCCGACGCUAGCGCCGUUCGAAGAGUUGUUAGAAGCCCGCGUGAGGGAACUCAGCCUGGCCCUCAAUAUGAGCACAGCCCUAGCUCUCUCAGAGUUCAUAGAGGAUGAGGUCGUGGUGCCUCCCAUGCCUUUAGAGGUUCUAAUAGAAAACGUGAAGCUCCAUCUUGUAGAAGACCGUCCUAACCGCUCGAUAUCCUCCCCCCCACCUCAGCCUUUAGACAUAGACCUCACCACCCUCCGCUUGACCAGAGACACGGCGGGCGUGGUCAGACUGGGCCCGCCCAUUUCCACGCCUUCGACUGUUGCGUCACCGGCCACGCCCCAACCACAGCCGGAGUUAGAUGAGGCCAGAGAGAAGAUAGAUAGUCUGAGCAGAGAGAAUGAGGAGCUGAGGAAAAGGUUGGCUACGCUGGCGAGGAUCGCUGAGGAUAACAGGGAGCUUAGAGCGAAAGUCGAAGAGGCAGCAGUAUUACGUCAGUGUGCGCACGCAGCUCAGCAGGAAGCGGCGAACUUGCUGGCCGAUAAGCAGCAGCUACUCGAAGCUGUAAGAGUGCUCCAGGAACAACUAUCAGGCGGUUGUCGCGGCAAAAGAUAGCGGUCGCGAGGCGGUCCCGCGCAGGGCUGCCUCGACUGCACCGCCUGCUGCGGAGACCAGCGCACUUAAACCCCC
Molecule: messenger RNA, 4764 nt
Organism: Ostrinia nubilalis (European corn borer)
Lineage: Eukaryota; Metazoa; Arthropoda; Insecta; Lepidoptera; Crambidae
Product: bridge-like lipid transfer protein family member 3B
Exons: 34
Coding region: 133-4689 (1518 amino acids)
Source: RefSeq, a predicted model, not a curated record